Vombatus ursinus (common wombat) is the source of this 3870-nucleotide messenger RNA. RefSeq names its product acid sensing ion channel subunit 1 (gene ASIC1). The record is from RefSeq and is a predicted model, not a curated record. Bases 16 to 1692 code for a protein of 558 amino acids. Gene Ontology annotation, cellular component: membrane. The transcript is spliced from 10 exons. Lineage: Eukaryota; Metazoa; Chordata; Mammalia; Diprotodontia; Vombatidae. Gene Ontology annotation, biological process: sodium ion transmembrane transport.
AUUGAUCUCCCAAAGAUGCCCAUCCAGAUUUUCUGCUCUCUGUCCUUCUCCUCGGGUGAGGACCCAGGGGCUGUAAGAGACAGCUGGGGCUCCAACCAACAGCAGCAGGAGGGCUCUGAAUCUGAGUCAGAAGAGGAGGAAGAGGAGGAGGAGGAAGAGAGAGAGGCAAAGGAGGAAGAGGAAGGCUUAGCUAUGGACUUGGUGGCCUUUGCCAACAGCUGUACCCUCCAUGGUGCCAGCCAUGUUUUUGUGUCAGGAGGCUUAGGGCCACGCCAGGCGUUAUGGGCUGUGGCCUUUGCCCUGGCACUGGGCACCUUUUUGUACCAGGUGGGGGAUCGGGUCACCUAUUACCGAAGCUACCCACAUGUGACCCUGCUGGAUGAGGUAUCCACUUCUGAGCUGGCCUUUCCAGCUGUUACUUUUUGCAACACGAAUGCUGUGAGGCUGUCCCAGCUCAGCUAUCCUGACCUGCUCUACCUGGCCCCACUGCUCGGGCUGGAGGAUGGGGAAGACCCUGGUGUGCCCCUUGCUCCACCAGGCCCUGAUGCCUUCUCUGGGGAGCCCUUCAACUUGCACCGUUUCUACAAUCGCUCCUGCCACCGGCUGGAGGACAUGCUGCUCUACUGCUCCUAUCGAGGGGGCCCCUGUGGCCCCCACAACUUUUCUGUGGUCUUUACCCGCUAUGGAAAAUGCUACACAUUCAACGCAGGCCAGGAUGGGCGGCCACUGCUCAAGACUAUGAAGGGUGGGACAGGCAACGGGCUAGAGAUAAUGCUGGAUAUCCAACAGGAUGAGUACCUGCCAGUCUGGGGAGAGACGGAUGAAACUUCCUUUGAGGCUGGGAUCAAGGUGCAGAUCCACAGUCAGGACGAGCCGCCUUUCAUUGAUCAGCUGGGCUUUGGUGUGGCUCCUGGAUUCCAGACCUUUGUGGCUUGCCAGGAGCAACGGCUCAUCUACCUGCCUCCACCCUGGGGUACUUGUAAAGCUGUUACCAUGGACUCAGAUUUCUUUGACUCAUACAGCAUCACAGCCUGUCGAAUUGACUGUGAAACUCGUUAUCUAGUGGAGAACUGCAACUGCCGCAUGGUGCACAUGCCAGGUGAUGCUCCAUACUGCACACCUGAGCAAUAUAAGGAGUGUGCAGAUCCUGCUCUGGAUUUCCUGGUGGAGAAGGACCAGGACUACUGUGUGUGUGAAAUGCCCUGUAACCUGACUCGCUAUGGGAAGGAGCUGUCCAUGGUCAAGAUUCCCAGCAAAGCCUCAGCCAAGUAUCUGGCCAAAAAGUUCAACAAGUCGGAGCAGUACAUUGGGGAGAACAUCCUGGUGCUGGACAUCUUUUUUGAAGUCUUGAACUAUGAGACCAUUGAACAAAAAAAAGCCUAUGAGAUUGCAGGACUCCUGGGUGACAUUGGGGGUCAGAUGGGAUUGUUCAUUGGCGCAAGCAUCCUGACUGUUCUGGAGCUCUUCGACUAUGCUUAUGAGGUGAUUAAGCACAAGCUGUGCCGUCGGGGCAGGUGCCAGAAGGAGUCUAAAAGGAACAGUGCAGACAAGGGUGUAGCCCUCAGCCUGGAUGAUGUCAAGCGACAUAACCCCUGUGAGAGCCUCCGGGGCCAUCCUGCUGGGAUGACAUAUGCCGCCAACAUCCUACCUCACCAUCCGACCCGAGGCACCUUUGAGGACUUUACCUGCUGAGCCCUGCCAGCCAUCAUACCAAAGGCCUGGGAGGGAAGAGGAGGGCAAGGAAAACCUGGGGGAUCAAGCUGCUCACCUGCCCUGGGGCUUACCACUGCCCCUCCCACUUCAAGGGCAGCUCCCAACUCCCUUCAAAGUCUUUCCCUCCUAGAACUGGUAGAAGGGGGUUCUGAGUCCAGUGCCCUUCUCUACUCCCUUGCCCUCCAUAUCCAUACAUUUUUAUUUUUAACAAAACAAAUAACAACAGAAAUAAACUACAAAGAGAAAGGGCAAGGGACCCCAGGCUGUCCCUCUAUGCCCUGUGCUGCCUCCCCCUGCUCCUAGCCUGACCUAUGUCUGUUUGAACAUCCAUCCUCAUACCACUUUCACCAUUCACUGAAGCUCUCUCCCAGCAGGGAGAACAUGAGUGGAAAGACUCCUUAGGGGUCUUGAAUUGGGCCCCAGACAGAGAAUGUACCUUAGGAGGGAGGGCUAAAGGGGGAGGAGGGCUUCCCUAGCCUUAAGAGACCCUUUCAGUACAGUGUCCCCCCCCUCCAAUUGUAAAUCACAAGGGCAGGAACUGAGGCCCCUGGCCCUCCCUCCCUUACACUUAUUGGGUGCCCCUCAGAGGUCAAGGAAUGGAUGGUGUUCCCUGAGGGACUUGGGACAGGACAUGGCACAGGUUUCAUGCCAACAUGCCCUGGCCCUACCCUAAAAUCAGAGAAAUUUUUGAAUGGGAUUCUUCAUCCUCAUCCCAUGAAAAAGACGUAGGCACUUGAUUCCCAACUCAGGGAGAGGGGAACUGGCACCUAUUUCUCUCCUAACUCUCAGUUCCUCCCUCCAGGGGUCCCUUGCACGGGACCACAUCCAUAAAUUUUCUUAUGGAAUUUCCCCAAGUCUUUGUCCUCUAUUCCAUUCGUUUCUUUCUAUGACUUCAUCUGCAUUUUCUAUUUCUAUAUGAUACAGACUCUAUAUUGCUAUAACUCUGUAUAUACUCCCUUCCUUCAGCCCGUCUGUCUCUGCCCAUCCCCAUCCCCAUCCCCAUCCCCUGUGUCUCUCAGUCCCAUCCCUACUUCCUCCCAAAUCUCCUUCUGUCUCUCUGACCACCCUACUACCAAUCCCUCUGAAUGCCUUCACCUGUAUAAAGUGUUGGACUCUCUCCUCCGGUGUCUGUACUGUGUACACACAUCCCCCUGAGAAGCACAAGGAGACGACGUACGCAUUGUAACUCUCUCACUGUCUUGGACAUAAAGGAAGCUGUGAAUCACAAGCUCUGCCUCUUUCUGGCCUGACCCCCUCCACCCAAUUUUCCUAUGCUUCCAGCACUCUCUGCCCUCCCUGUAGCCUUAAGGCCUCUUCCUUCCUUCCUAUCAGUCCUGUUAUCCACCUUCUGACUGGGACUUUCCUCCUAGGGGAAGGGGUGGACACAGAGAAUUGGCACUUAGCUCAGAGGAUGGAUACUCCCUGUUGGCCCCAAGCCAAGGAAAAUUAUAGAUGAUGGAGUACCUGGAGCAUGGAGAUAAGGUGUCAGAGACAGUGUAAAGGUGGGAAACAACCCAUAGCUUCUAAGGGUAGCCACUGAGAAAUAUAUGGGUGGCUAGGAGAUAGUGUCUAAGGCCCUUAUCCCCAAGGCUGUGUUGGUUAGGGUCAAAUUCUCCCCAUUACUGACUACCUACUCUCUCUUUCUUUACCUGGGGUCCAAGCCUUUACCACCAUUGCUCAAAUUUUAGGGGCAAGGCUGGACUUGAUAAUGAGGUAGGACUAGAGGAAGAGUUGGGAGCUUAUGCUGUUAACCAUCUCCCCAUCCUCCCCCUGAGAAAUAGGAUGAAAAUGAGGUUUGCACCUUUCAUUCAUCUUUCUCUGACUAUCUCAGAUGGUCCAGAAAUAUCCCUUCCAUCCUAAAGCCCUCUUGCUUAGAGCUCCCUGGGAGAAGGCCCCAGCCAACAUAGCCUCUGAUGAUGAAGAUGAGGCCACUGACCUAAUUCUAGGAGAUACUUAUUCUCCCCUCUCCAUCCCAUUUGUUGGGGAAAUGGUAGGGAUUGGGGAGGAAGACAUUGCUGGGAGUCCAUAAACACCUGGUUCCUGGCUGUCACUUGGAGAGAGAGCAGGCCUCUCUGUAGAGAAACAGGAGGAAAUAUGCUCUAAGCAGCAGUGGUGGCAGUGAGCAGGAUUGUGGGUGAGACACUCCUCUGAUCUAAU